Asparagus officinalis (garden asparagus) is the source of this 454-nucleotide messenger RNA. RefSeq lists its product as uncharacterized. The transcript has a single exon. Bases 64 to 300 code for a protein of 78 amino acids. The record is from RefSeq and is a predicted model, not a curated record. Lineage: Eukaryota; Viridiplantae; Streptophyta; Magnoliopsida; Asparagales; Asparagaceae.
CCCCAGCACUCUGAUACUUGAGAAUUCAAACAAACAGACAAACUCUCUCUACAUUAGUAGAGCAUGGGCUCGAUAGCUCAGGGUUCGAGUUCCAUGGCUAAUAUUGGCCAUGGGAAGAAGGAGAAGGGGGCGAGUAGCCAUUUCCAGAUGCCAUUGCAUUAUCCGAGGUACACGAAGUCUGAUUAUGAGAAGAUGCCGGAGUGGAAGCUCAACUGCCUCUUCAAUGAGUACGGGCUCCCUGUCUCUGGGGAUCUUAACUAUAAGAGGAAGUAUGCAAUGGGUGCCUUUCUUUGGCAUUGAAUGAAUUGAUUAUACAAAAGUGCAUGGAUGAAUUAGAAGAUACAGUCUAAAUAAAAAUAUUCUAGAGAUGUAUGUAUGUGGUAAAUAAAAAUUAGCGUUUGUAUUGUUUACUUACUAGCUUCAUGUGAGCUAUAUAUAUGUUUAGGGUUGUACA